CCUUUGGUGCGGACAUGACGGAAGUUUAGACGGUUGCUCUGGGUGAACGAAAGGAACGUUGACAGCAUCGAAAAAUACAUCAUUCUAUUCCCGCACAUUAACCCAGUUUCCCCUUUCCCCUCACACAUGGCGUCCAAUUCUAACAUAGAUAUUGAGGGUGCGACCCAGCAUCUUCGCGACAUCCUAAAGCUCGACCGUCCCGGGAACACCACCGAUGCAUCAAGUGAUAUUCUGAGAAUGCCAACUUUAAAUGGAGAGCUGAAUGGGUUAUUGGGAGCAGCAGGCCUUCUGGGAGGAACUGAUCGGUCAUCCAUGUCGGACUCUACCAGACCCAUCUCCACAGACCUGUGCAGCACUCAGGAGUGUCAGAUAAUCUGCCUUUCUGGUGAUGAUGGCUCCACCUGUACCCCUAUCACCUCCAACAAUGUGGAGAUAGUGGCGAGUCAGGAUACCAGCAUCAAUAGCAAGGCUCGUGGCAGCAACAAGGUGAAGAUCCAACCUGUUGCUAAGUAUGACUGGGAACACAAGUAUUAUUAUGGCAGACUGAUAGCCGUCUCCAACUCUUUCCUGGCCUAUGCCAUCCGAGGAGCCAACAACCACGCGAUGAUUCGAGUCCUGAGUGUGACUUUUGCAGAGCGCUCUUUGCUGAAGGGCUUCACUGGAGCUGUUACAGAUUUGGCCUUUGCCCACCUUGACUCCUCGCUGUUGGGCUGCGUAGAUGAGGCAGGCAACCUCAUGGUCUGGCAGCUCACCUGCACUGGAAGCAAGAUAUUUGAUCAGAUUGUGGUUCAUAUCCGACGACCGGAGGACUCUCCGCUGAACUCCCACCGUCGCCUCAUCUGGUGCCCGUUCAUCCAGGAUGACAACGAUGACAACCAGGAGGACAUCAGCCAGACCCUAGCCCUUCUCCACGAAGACUUGGCUGAGGUGUGGGACCUGGAGGUGUUGAGAGCCAACCACAGUAGUUGGCCCGUGGAUGACACAGACGUGAAAGAAGGUCUCAUCAUAGUCAAGGGACAUACCCAGAGAGUCAGUGAGGGGGCUCUGUCUCCGGAUGGAACGGUGUUGGCCACAGCCAGCCACGAUGGGUACAUCAAGUUCUGGCAGAUAUACAUCGAAGGGGUACAGGACAAGCCAAGGUGUCUUCAUGAAUUGCGGCCCCAUGGAGGACGUCCCCUUUCCUGCCUUCUGUUCUGCGACAACCACAAAAGACAGGAUCCUGACGUUCCUUUCUGGCGGUUCCUUAUAACUGGAGCGGAUCAGAACCAGGAGUUGAAAUUGUGGUGUACUGUUUCCUGGACCUGCUUACAGACCAUCAGGUUUUCACCAGAUUUGUUCAACUCCUCAGUUCUACCGAGUCUGAAGGCCAGUCUGGACCUCGCUUCUGAGUACCUCAUCCUUACUGACGUACAGAGGAAGGUUCUGUAUGUGAUGGAGCUCCGGCAGGACCUGGAGAAAGGAAAGGCCAGUUUUACAGCAGUGUCGGAGUUCCUGCUGACCCACCCUGUGCUCAGCUUUGGGGUCCAGGACGUCUCACACUGCCGACUGCGACACACCGAGGUUCUCCCCGCGGAAGAGGAGAGCGAGAGUAUGACAACAGAGGGCACGCAAGGACUAACAGAGUCUAAGUCUGGGAUCCAGAUUAAACUCUACUGUGUCCACACCAAGAGUCUGCAGGAUGUCCAGAUCUGGUUUCAGCCCAGCUCUCCAGUUUUCCUGCCCAAUUCUGAUACUCAGGAUGGUUUUGCAGGCUUUUCAGACAAUCUCACUGACCACAGCUCGGACAAGGAAUCGGGCAACGGCUCCCAGACUGACCUAAGAAAGAUCCCGUCACUUCCUGCUCCAACUGACUUCCUGUCAACCUCGGGGGCCAGCAGUGGCACCAAGCUGAUGACUCCGGAUGCCUUCAUGACACCAAGCACUUCGGUACCAGCAUCCCCUGGCAGCAGCGCCAGCAGUUUGACCGUUGUGACAGCGAUCAACAGCAACUCUGACUUAACUAACAGAGCUAUGGAUGAAGUCAGUCAGAGUCCAAACAGAGCAGAGAACAGCAGCAGCAGCAGCAGCAGCCUGACCCUCUCCAGCAGCAGCCCAAGAGCUGUUUCUGCAGUGCUUUUGCCUGGACUUGAGAACCUACAGGCAUUAGCAUCCCCCAGCGGUCCUCUGGCACUGGAUAGCCCUCAGGUUGUGGACUCCCCCCUCCUACCCCCUCUGGCUUCUCCGACCAGAGCCCGCUCCCCCGACGUCAUCUCCUCGGCCUCCACCGCCAUGUCCCAGGACAUGCCGGAGAUCGCAUCGCAGACCCUUCAGCUUCAGCGCGGCCAUUUGUCCGGUUUGGAGCCGGUACCACUCUCCUCUCUCCAGGCGGACAGCAUGGCUUCCGCUGCAUCGGCCCUGCACCUUCUCACUUCCCCGCGCUCAGCUAACAACGGCCUGUUGCCCCCCGAACUCGGGGGUGCAGAUGGUCCGGUGGGCGGCGCAGGAGGAGAUUCUGAGGCCAGACUCAGCCACACCCCAUCCCUGCUGGAGAAUGCCUUAUUGCAGGAAAACCCCGGUGUCGGUGGAGGCUCUUCAGAGGGCAAUGUCAGCCACACAUCGUGGCCGGCUGCGCCCGACAUCACCAGGGAAACCAGGAACAGUCUCCGGGACAACGGCCUCGGAGAAUACUCGAGAGAGGAGUCGAAGGACAGACGGCUGAGCUCACCUUACCAUCGGCGCUCCUAUCACCUCACACAGAAUGACAGUCAGGACGCCUGCGGGGAGCAGAGUGACCCGAACGACGAGGGGUCCGGCCUCGUGUCCUCAGGAAAUUGUGGCUCUCGUUCCUCUCACCGACUACCGGUUAAGGACUGGAAGACCUCACCACGCGCCUCGCCCAAAGGGAAGAGGAAGACCAAGAAAGAUGAUGGGGAAUUGUCUCAGUCCAGGCAAAUGGACUCUGGUCAGAUGAAUGCCGAAGUGCAGGACGAGCUGCUGAUGCUCUUGCGUAGCCAGCAGAGGGAGCUGACUGACCUGCGUGGGCAGAUUGAAGCCAUGCAGAGCACCAUCAUGGCCCAAGUAGAGCACGUCCUCACCAACCACCAGGAGCAGGAGCAGCGGAGACUAGAGCGGGUUCUGGCAGAGAGACAGAAUGACCAGCAGCAGCUUCAGGAGCAGCUCAGCCAGCAGCUCAGCAGCACCCUCAGCUCGGUGCUAACCAACCGGAUGGACAAAGUGCUCCGGGAGGAAAUGAAGAAGACGGUCCCACAAAGCAUCUCUAAGAGUCUGGAGCCUGUGACAGGGCAGCUGAGCAACACCAUCGCUGCCAAGCUGACCGCUGUGGAGAUCACACUGAAGGACAAUGUCAGCAAGGUGGUCAAGUCCAAGAACACAACAGAUGCGAUUGGUCGAGCAGCGGCCGAAGCGAUGCAGGGUCCCAUCCAGGCGGCCUACAAAGACGCCUUCCAGAGCAUCGUGCUGCCAGUAUUUGAGAGAGGCUGCCAGUCCAUGUUCCAGCAAAUCAAUGACAGCUUUAAACAAGGCACACAAGAAUACAUCCAGCAGCUCGAGAGCCACAUGAAGAACAAAAAGCAGAGAGAGCAGGAGACACGAGACCCCGUUAUCAGCCAGCUCCAGCAGACCAUCGAGACUUUCCAGAGCUCCACCGAUCAGCUGGCCAAUAACAUCACGGCUAAUGUGCGGGCCGAGGUCCAGCACCAGAUCCAGAUGAUGGUGGGAAAUUUGCAGGAGUCUAUUCUGAGCCAUGUGCAGCGAAUCGUCAAAGGCGAGGUGAGCAUGGCGAUGAAGGAGCAGCAGGCGGUGGUCACCUCCAGCAUUAUGCAGGCGAUGAGGUCAGCGGCCGGCACUCCCGUCCCCACAGCGCACCUCGACUACCAGACACAGCAGGCCAACAUUCUGCAGCUCCUCCAGCAGGGCCAGCUGAACCAGGCUUUCCAGCAGGCUCUGUCGGCCACAGAUCUCAACCUGGUCCUGUACGUGUGCGAGACCAUUGACUCCCAGCAGGUGUUUGGGCAGCACCCGUGUCCUCUCAGCCAGCCCGUGCUGCUGUCGCUCAUCCAGCAGCUCUCCUCCAACCUCACCACCCGCUCUGAGCUCAAAAUCAGCUACCUGGAGGACGCCGUGAUGAAUCUGGACCACGGCGACCCGCUGACCCGGGACCACAUGUCCUCUGUGCUGGCCCAGGUCAGGCCGAAGCUAUUUACCUUCCUGCAGCAGGACCCCCACAGCCCGCUCAGCAAGAGGGCGCGCCGCCUGAUGAUGAUGCUGCAGGGCCUCGUCAGCCACUAGUGCAGCACAGCCGUCCCCUCUAUUGAUAACGGAUCACACAAGCCCGUUUUUUUGUUUUGUAGUUGAAUGUGCACAACAUUUUCAGCGCCCCCCCCCCCCCUCCCCCCCCGCCUGUCAGAGUGGUUUCUCCAUACCCAGACCGGUUGUUAGGUGGAGGUAUAUUGGAAGACCCAGUUUGCUUGGUUCAAGAAUAAAAAAAAUCCUUUUUUCUGAACAUAACUGCAAGACAAUAAUGCUCAGGGCAAGCCCUAAGUCCACUGCAGAUUCUUCAAGACCUUCGUUACCACCGCCCCACCAAGAGGUGUCCUGGUUGUAGUCUCUUUUUUUACACCCAUGUCCAUGCAUCACGUCAGGCUUGGAAACUAAUUUUUUCUCUUUCAUGUUUUUUUUCUACAUGACUGACCAGCAUCCUCUUUAGACACAUCUUGGAAUUCGGUUGCUGCCGGAUCAUUAUGUCCCCCUUUUUUUUUUUUUUUGACAUCCCUGCUCCUCCCGGCAACCAGUAUGUAACACUCAAAAGACAUUUGAUGUUGGCGGCAUAUUUCCUUUCAGUUAUUUCUUAAUAGGUUGGAGACGUCAACCUUGCCAGCCCGAAUGCGUCUCUGCUCUGAAGAGGAUCAACAAGCCGCAUUGUUGUUGAUUGAAUUCGUUGCUGCGUUGUUACCCAGGGUGGGAAGCGCGUCUCCUGCACUCUCCAUCUGGCCUUGUUUUUUUGCAAAUCCUUCUAACGAGAGGUCUCCAAUGAAUACAAAUAAGAUUAAAGGAUGAGAAAUAACUUCUUUUUUUUUUUUAAAUAGAACAAAUAUUUGCGAAGGUGCUCCCGGCUGAAAAGAAUUCCCCUUUAACAGUCUGAAAUGUUUGGAGCUCGGCAUCGGGUUCAGCACGCCGUCCAUGUGUACAUCUGUCAUGUAAAUUGAUCAGACCUAUCUUUUUUUCUUCUUUGCCCUCUCCCUUUUUAUAUAAACAUUUAGCAUUCGUAAGACCUGUACACUUGCUUCAAUAGUUGUCAAACUAGUUAUAAUACAUAAAACACUUCCUAAACAAAAUGUUGCCGAUAAUGUUCUUUUUAUCAGGUUAUUCCAAAUGUUUGUAAACUUAAUGUGCAGUUCCUCCUUUAGACUCUAGGAGGCAGCACUUAGUUGGACUGCGGAUGUGCAGUCUUGUUAUUUUAGGUUUUAGGAUGCAUUCCUACUCUUCCAGUAUCUGUUUUACCAAACGUUCUGUUUCUGUACUGAAAGCGUAGGGUCAUUUGUGUUCGGCCCGUCCCCCCCCUGCAGGGCGGCCGCACUGUUUUGUUGAUUGUAAAAAUAAAGUUCUGUUGGUUUCACCUGCGUGUUUAGAUUUCUGUUGAUUUUGAAUUUGUCUAACAAAGUGCCUUAUUGUAUUCUUCAUGUUUGAUCCCAUUUGGGCCUUUAGACAAGUUGCGACGUUAAAGCAUUAACUCAUGGCGGUUCCCUCUUCCCUCUGUCUUUAAAACGUUCACGAUCCAAACACCAAAUAUUCAACCCCCGAUACGUUUGAUUUUGGACGGACAUUUAAAUGAUCAUGCCACAGGGAGAGAGAUACUGUUCAGACUACUAGCACCUCCACUUCUUGGUUUUCUGUCCUCCGAGUCGAGGGGACUGAGCUGUGUAGGAGAAACGAGGCAAGAGAGUAUGCUCCUUUUUUUCCACCUCCUUUCAUUCUACUUGGAUGCUUAUGUUGUAUAUUUUACAUUUAAUUUUACCCUAAGCAUUUUGGAAUAAAAAAAAUACUUGUUUA
Molecule: messenger RNA, 6048 nt
Organism: Pungitius pungitius (ninespine stickleback)
Lineage: Eukaryota; Metazoa; Chordata; Actinopteri; Perciformes; Gasterosteidae
Gene: edc4
Product: enhancer of mRNA decapping 4
Exons: 30
Coding region: 127-4287 (1386 amino acids)
Biological process (GO): deadenylation-independent decapping of nuclear-transcribed mRNA
Cellular component (GO): P-body
Molecular function (GO): protein binding
Source: RefSeq, a predicted model, not a curated record